AUGAGCGCCAUAGCCUUGUCAUUGGAUCCCGGUUCAAUGAUUGGAAGCAAAAGUGGCUUGUCCUGGCAUGAACCCCGUUCCCAGCACCACCAACACCACCAUUUUGACGACAUUAUGUUUGGAGACGAUUUCAGUGUCGUGGGCCAGACAAGCGACGGUGGCACCAUGUCUCCUAUCAGCGCAAAAUCAUCAGCCUCCAGCCCAUCCUUCUCUUUCGCGCCAGAUCACCACAGCCUGAAGCGUCAGCAAGACCGUGUUCGCAGAGACUCCCGCCUCAACGCCAGAUUACGCCGCUACAGCAACUCUUCGUACGCCGAUUCGGCCAUUAUGAGCCCAACCGAUACCAUCGGGAAUCUGGGACUUGCUGUCUACAACCCGACGACUCACACGACCGUGCCGUUGAUCGCUGAAUCGCCACAAUUGAUGCCAACAUCUUCAUACAUGCCGUCUUACAGCCCAACCUCGUCGGAACACUCACACGGGUACUCGCUAUCAUAUCAGCAGCCACUUCCGCAAUCGUACCACCUUCCCAUCGACUACUCCAACGGAUAUCUCGGUGCAAGCGAGUUUGGCGGCAUGAGAACAGGCUAUCAGCCGGCGUCUUCAGUGCCCCACGCCCAAGAAAGCAGCUUGAUGCAUCAAAUGCCACCAAGUCCUUCAGCUACGGCUCCUGAUGCUUCUCCUUCCGGAGCAUCAUCGAGCCGACCGAAGCCCCGAUGCUGGGACCAUGGAUGCAACGGACGCCAGUUCUCCACGUUCAGUAAUCUGCUGCGCCAUCAGCGUGAAAAGUCUGGUCAGGCCGCCAAAGCAACCUGCCCAAACUGUGGCGCGGAAUUUACUAGAACUACGGCUCGGAAUGGGCAUAUGCUGCACGACAAGUGCAAGCGAAGAACUCCUGGAAGCAGCAGUGCUUGA
Akanthomyces muscarius is the source of this 915-nucleotide messenger RNA. RefSeq lists its product as uncharacterized. The coding region runs from base 1 to 915 and encodes 304 amino acids. The transcript has 5 exons. The record is from RefSeq and is a predicted model, not a curated record. Lineage: Eukaryota; Fungi; Ascomycota; Sordariomycetes; Hypocreales; Cordycipitaceae.